AUGGAUUCAACAUCAUCUACCAACCUGUUGGACAAACACAACAAGCUCAUCUUUGAGAUCCUCAGAAGCUAUCGUGAUCUCAUGAACUGCGCCACCGUCCAAGGCAUGGACAAAGCCAACCAGAACGACUUUGAAGCUCAAACGACAAAGCUCAACUACAGAGAUCCCGACACAAUGGCAGCUGCUGAAAUACGGACACAAAGAAAGUUUGACCAACUGCACGACAACAUCAAAGAGCUGUUGGCUCUUUCGCGCACCAUCAAGGAACUUUGGGUAUUCGGACCUCUCGAUAGAGCUGACGGUCACCGCCAAGAGAAGGAAGUGCAGAUUGACCGCGACGUGCAGGAAGUAUCGCGUCUGAUGGACAAUUUCGACAUGAAGGCCAUGCGAGAGCUCGCUGAGAAAUUUGGAGGGACCUACGAACCCCAGACUGCUACUGCUUCAUCGUCAUCAACAGCACCGGUGACAGCAACGGAACCGGCGCCUGCGACUGGAAAUUAG
This is a messenger RNA of Fusarium pseudograminearum CS3096, 501 nucleotides long. RefSeq lists its product as uncharacterized. The record is from RefSeq and is a predicted model, not a curated record. Gene Ontology annotation, biological process: regulation of transcription by RNA polymerase II. Gene Ontology annotation, cellular component: mediator complex. The transcript is spliced from 3 exons. Gene Ontology annotation, molecular function: transcription coregulator activity. Lineage: Eukaryota; Fungi; Ascomycota; Sordariomycetes; Hypocreales; Nectriaceae. The coding region runs from base 1 to 501 and encodes 166 amino acids.